Messenger RNA from Chondrus crispus (carragheen), 2667 nucleotides. RefSeq names its product ATP-dependent Zn protease FtsH2. NCBI's taxonomy places the organism in Eukaryota, Rhodophyta, Florideophyceae, Gigartinales, Gigartinaceae. Gene Ontology annotation, biological process: protein-containing complex assembly; mitochondrial protein processing. Bases 1 to 2667 code for a protein of 888 amino acids. The record is from RefSeq and is a predicted model, not a curated record. The transcript has 4 exons. Gene Ontology annotation, cellular component: m-AAA complex; chloroplast thylakoid membrane. Gene Ontology annotation, molecular function: zinc ion binding; ATP binding; ATP hydrolysis activity.
AUGACUGAGGACCAUCCGAGAAAACCCACCGCCAGCAAAGGGAAAACGGGCCCCGGUGCGGAAAACGGCGACCCCAAGGGGCCUGAAGCGAAAGCCGACAACGUUGCGGGUGGUGGGGGCGGCGGGAACAAGGAGGGCGGCAAGACAGACGGCCCCGGCAAGCCCGGCAAGCCGCAAAGCGACGACGAUCAGAGCAAUUCAUGGAUGGGCCAGGCCGCGCUGGCACUCUUCGUCAUGCUGGGUUUGUCGCUGCUCGGCUCGCGCGACCACGGCCGGGAGAUUUCCUUCCAGGCAUUCGUGUGGGACUUGCUGGAACCGGGGCUCGUCGACCGCAUCGAGGUCGUCAAUCGCAACGUAGCCCGCGUGUACCUGCGCACGUCCGCGCGCGCGCGGCCGCAGGAUGCCGCCUUCGAGACCAGGAGGGGGCAGAGGGGCAGCAUGGCUACAAUCAACUCGACCGAGUCGCCAUUCUAUUUCAAUAUCGGCACUAUUGAUACGUUUGAGCGCAAGCUGGAAGCAGUGCAGGAAGAUCUUGGUAUUGAGCCGGAUGACUUGGUGCCGGUUGUGUAUACGAAAGAAUCGAGUUUGACGACGGAGCUGUUGAGACAAGCCCCUUCGAUCAUACUGUUGGGGAUUGGUAUUCUCGUCUUGAGAAACGCCUUGGGACAGCUUGGAGGCAUGGGAGGGGGGCGUAGCGGGAUCUUUCAAGUGGGCAAAGCCAACCCGACGGUCGUCAAGGGUGGCGAAGCCGGGGUGCAGACCACGACGUUCUCGCAAGUUGCGGGCUUGGACGAGGCCAAGUUGGAGGUCAUGGAGUUUGUCGACUUCCUGAAGAACCCAGCACGAUAUGAGAAACUCGGUGCGAAGAUCCCGAAAGGGGCGCUCUUGGUAGGACCCCCAGGGACGGGAAAGACCCUACUGGCAAGGGCGACAGCCGGCGAAGCGAAUGUCCCUUUCUUUUCGAUGAGUGGGUCCGACUUCAUCGAAAUGUUUGUCGGUGUGGGACCGAGUCGCGUGCGCGAUUUGUUCACACAGGCAAGGGCCAGCGCGCCUUGUAUCAUCUUCAUUGAUGAAAUUGAUGCCAUUGGAAAGGCGAGGGGGAGGAGCGGGAUUUCUGGGGGUAAUGAUGAACGAGAGAACACCUUGAAUGCCCUCUUGGUUGAAAUGGACGGAUUCUCAUCAAGCGCUGGCGUGGUCGUCUUGGCAGGUACGAAUAGAGCUGAUGUCUUGGACAAGGCUCUCCUUCGUCCAGGCCGUUUCGAUCGUCAAAUCAGUAUUGACAAACCGGACAUGCGGGGCAGGUAUCAAAUUUUCAUGGUUCAUCUGCAACCACUGAAGCUAAAGGAUGAAGCAUCAAAGAUUGCGAAGCGACUGGCAGCUUUGUCUCCGGGCUUCGCUGGAGCUGACAUUGCAAACAUUUGUAACGAAGCUGCCCUUAUCGCCGCCCGCCAGGACAAAAACUUUAUCGAAAUGAUCGACUUUGAAAAGGCCAUAGACCGAGUCAUUGGAGGUCUUGAAAAGAAGAACAAGGUCAUUUCUCGGAAAGAGAGAGAGAUUGUAGCUCACCAUGAGGCAGGCCAUGCCGUUGCUGGGUGGUUCUUAAAACAUGCUGACCCGUUAAUUAAGGUUUCCAUCAUCCCCAGGGGUUCUGCAGCUCUUGGUUUUGCGCAGUAUCUACCUGUGGACAAAUUCCUACAGUCUAGGGAGCAAAUGAAAGACUUCAUGAUAAUGGCUCUCGGAGGUCGCGUCGCGGAACAAUUAUGUUUCGGCAGCAUAACUACAGGUGCGCAAGAUGAUUUGAAGCGGAUUACCCGUGCCGUGUAUGCACAGAUUACCACUUUUGGGAUGAGUGAGAAGGUUGGGAAGAUCUACUUUCCCAAGGCAGGCGAAUCAGGGAAUCAAUUUUACAAGCCGUACAGCGAAAAGACAGCAGAGCUGAUCGACGAUGAGGCUUUACGGAUUGUUGAAGAAGCGUAUCUAGACUGUGAAAAGCUACUAACUGAAAAACUGGACGUCGUGAAAAAUCUCGCAACCCGACUGCUCGACAAGGAAGUCAUUGGUGAAGAGGAUUUGAUCGACGUGCUCGGCCCUAGGCCAUUCGCGAAGCCAGCGACAUACGACGAAUUGGUAGGGCGGUACGAGCAAGAUAGGAAAAAGCGGACUGGGAAGGGAGGUGAAAACGAUGAUCCGAGCGCCAGGGACCCGUCUACUACUCCACCAAUUCCCGUUGAGGGAGCGCCGGCAGGAGCCCCGACUGGCCAAGGUUUCAAGCGGAGGGGUCAUACUAGACCAACACCCGACGAAGAAGCAAUACCAGAGCUAGCGGCUAUAGUAGCUCAUUUCGUAUUCUCCUCAACAAGGUGGAAGAUGCCCCCCGCCCCACUUCAAUGGAGUCCAUUCCUUCCGCGGUAUUUCGCUUACCUCUCCAUGGUUGCAAUCGCCUCGAUUUGGCAGAGCGAUAUAUUUUAUCCAUCCGACAAAAGCGACUAUUCCAGUCACUGCCAAGAUAAGAAGAGCAGGACCGAGAGUUGCAGCAAGAAGGACUUCAUUGACCUCUGUUUCCUUGCGAUCACUGAUGAACCUGUCCACAGACACAUCGGUCUUUACUGUCAGCAGCGUCAUUCCCCAAAGUGUUGCUGCAGUAAUAUCGGCUCGAAAGCCAAGUAA